UGAGAGAAACUGCAGUUUGUGUACUGUCUCUGUUUUUGUCUGUUUUCAAGUUUGUUGCCUCAGCAUGUUAAAAGAACUGUUGUUUCCUGUGCAGAGUUUUAUACCAAUGAAGAAAAGGCUGCUCACUUUUGUCCGAUUUGCUGUUCAGACUCAUGGACAGCUUUAAAAGGAUUAAUCAAAAAAAAAAUCGGUUUAAUUUAUUAUUUAUGUUUUAUUCAUUUAUUAGGUAAUGACCUUUUGUGUCAUUCCAAACUUGACCCUUUUUUCUGUGUAUUGCAAAAGGGGAAGUUUCACAGAAUAUCAGGACUGUUCUUUUGCAACAUUUAAUCUAAUCUCAAUCUAACAAUGACUUCAGUUUAUUUCACUUCUUUGUAAAAUGUUCUGUUGCUGUAAAAGUGAACUGUAUUGGUUGUAAUGGGCAGAAGUUGAACUACAGUUUCCGGUGAGACACUGUGACUCCACCUCAACUGAAACAACAGGUCACUCUCAUCUGGGCUGCUCAUGAAAAACUACUUGAGCUCACUUCAGAUGACUCUCAGAAUGUUUGCUGGAGAUCUUCUUGCAUUCAGCUCUAUUCUAUCAGCUGCUUGGUGUCAGUCAGUUCUGGAAGUAUCAUACCCCAGAACCCUGAACAGCACCAGCGGCUCUUGCCUUCUGAUUCCCUGCCUAUUCAACAUUUCAAAGGAGAGAGAAAACUUUCUUGACAGUUCACCAGUAGUUACAUGGAGACGAGGAUCUCUGUGGAAACUCUAUGAUACAGUUAGUUUUACCAAUGCUCACCAUCAGAAGGAACCUGUGGUGGAAGUGCUGGGUGACCUACGAAAGAAGAACUGCACUUCUGUCAUGAGAAACCUCAGCAGCCAGCAUUCAGAUCGCUACUUCUUCAGGAUUCAAACUACGACCAUCGCCAGCACUGAAACAAUAGCUGUGGCUGUAAAUGUGUCAGAUUCCUUGGCUGAGCCGGAUGUAACUGUGCCGGAGCUCAGGGAGGGUGAGGAGGUGAAUCUGACCUGCACUGCUCCAGCUCCCUGCCCCAGUCACCCUCCAAAUGUAAACUGGGCUCCUGCAUUAGGUGGUGAUGUAACACAGAGGACACAGAUGAAUGCUGAUGGGACUCAGAGUGUUUCUGCCAUCUUGAAAUUCAUCCCCUCGUUCUACCACCAUGAGCUGAAAGUGAACUGUGUUUCCAUUCAUCCUCUACACAGAGAUGACAGACCCCUGCUCAGCCACAAGACCGUCAUCCUCAGUGUGGAGUAUCCUCCAAAGAAAACAUGGAUCUCUGUUUCAGGCUCGGUCUGGCUUGGUAAUAAUGUGACCCUCACCUGUCAAAGUAAUGCCAACCCUCCUGCGGACCACAGGUGGUUCCUGAAGAGAGCAGGUGUAGAGGAAGAACUGAGUGUCUCACAUGUGUUUUCCUUCACUGCCACCCAAAAUAACACUGGGGAAUACAUUUGUGAGGCAAAGAAUCGAUAUGGUGCAAUGAACUCCACAAACCUGCAGAUCACUGUCCCAGGCAUAUCCUUCACUGCUUUCCUCUCACUUUUGGCCUUUUUAUUGUUGCUUAUAUUUGCACUUCUUAUUCUUAUGUUUUACAGAAGGUAUAAAGAACCAAUCAGAAGUGUAACAAGCCAAGAUCAGGACAUUUAUGCCAAUGUGUCUGCAAGUGCAGUGAAAAGCCAGCAGCUUCAGUCAAAGCCUGAGAAUACCUGCGUCAUUAACCUUGGAUACGGAUUCAAACAGGAUCUCCCCAAUGAAAGCAUCUACGCAAACUUUUGAAGUUUAAAUUAGCAUGUUUUAAACACCCGUUUGUGCAUUACCAAUGAACAAUUAGUCUUGAUCUAUUUAAUCAGUAUUAACAUAUGUACACUUCCCAAAAAGUAUGAUGUUCAGAACCAUAUUCUUGCCACUUCCUGUCUCUUUACAAAGAAUGGAAAUUCUCCAAUACUACCUUUACCACAACAACUACAUUUUUCUCUAUUUUUUAUUUUUAUGUGAGACAAUUCCCUUCAGAUAAUUAAAAAAUGGGUACUUUUUGCAUUCAUAAUGCCUUAAUACUGUAAGUACUAUAGAACUGUACAGUGUAAGAUUGGAAAUGAUCAAAAACUUCUGCUUUCCUGUCUCAAAACUAUCUUCUGUAACAAAAGAAUCAUUUAGAAUUUCUAAAGGAACAUAAGGGUUGAUUGUUGAUUUGAUCUAGGACUGUAAGCCAACAUGUGACAUCGGGGGUCUGUUACAUGUCACACCGGUUAAAACUUUGCUAUGCUGAUCAGUCAGUUUCAUGUCCACUUUUGGGUUUUAGUCACAUGAUUAAGGAACGGAUAAAAGAAGAUUGU
Molecule: messenger RNA, 2333 nt
Organism: Carassius carassius (crucian carp)
Lineage: Eukaryota; Metazoa; Chordata; Actinopteri; Cypriniformes; Cyprinidae
Product: myelin-associated glycoprotein-like
Exons: 8
Coding region: 502-1776 (424 amino acids)
Source: RefSeq, a predicted model, not a curated record